ACAAAAAGUUUUACUGUUCAACAAGUGCAGUUACAGCAAUCCGUUUGGUUCUGUCUUUGCUCAAGAAAAGUAAAGUUCUUGGAGUGACGGUGACACCCAGCCCAGGAAGUAGAAACUUCCAUUUUCAUCUCCUCCCGACUCCAAAAAUCUGCAGUCUUUGAGCGCGCAGAAAACUCUCCAAUGGAUCGCGUCCUCGUCGUCGCCAUCCCCGUCCUCUGUCUCCUCGCCCUCUCUCUUCUGUCAGUGCACUCGACUUCCUUCAAGAUCGUCAACAAGUGCCGCCGCACGGUCUGGCCCGGCCUGCUCUCCGGCGCCAACACGGCCCAGCCCGCCACCACCGGCUUCGCCCUCCCCAGCGGCGCCUCCCGGACCGUCCCCCUGCCCAGGUCCUGGUCGGGUCGGAUCUGGGGCCGGACCCUCUGCGGCCGGGACUCCGAGGGCGGGUUCGCCUGCGUCACGGGCGACUGCGGCUCCGGGAAGGUGGAGUGCGCCGGCGGCGGCGCCAAGCCGCCGGCCACCCUCGCCGAGUUCACCCUGAACGGCGCCGGCGGCCUGGACUUCUACGACGUCAGCCUGGUGGACGGGUACAACCUCCCCAUGCUCGUGGUGGCCAGGGGCGGGAAGGGCGGCGGGUGCAGCGCCACCGGCUGCCUGGUGGACCUGAACGGCGCCUGUCCGGCGCAGCUGAAGGUGGCGACUGGGAACGGGACGGGGAGGGGUGUGGCGUGCCGGAGCGCGUGCGAAGCGUUCGGCGACCCUCAGUAUUGCUGCAGCGGCGCAUACUCGACGCCCGACACGUGUCAGCCGUCUGCGUUCUCUCUCUUCUUCAAGCACGCUUGCCCACGCUCGUAUAGCUACGCGUACGAUGACAAGACGAGCACUUACACGUGUGCCGGGGCCGACUAUAUGAUCAUAUUCUGUCCCUUGCCUUACACCAGCCAAAAGGUCCUGAGUGCACGCAAAGAAUCGGCGCAGCUACUACCUCUGGUGAACAAGACGACCAUGUACAUCAUGAGCAAGUAUGCAAGUGGCGCUUCAUUUUCAGGUCUGAUGCAAGUGCAAUUCGCUUGGGGUUUUGCCAUAUCUGUUCUAACAUCAGUUAUGCUCUUAUGCCCGUAAUUAUGACCCCCGUGACUGACACCAGCCUGGACACUUCCAGGCAGAUAGAUCAUCUCGAAGAGGUUUUAUCAGGAGCAUUUCCGCGCCUAGACGAAGAAGGGUCCACUCUUGUAUCUUGCAAGCUAAAGUUGACUCUCAUUUUGCCUGUAGCUAGUGGAGCCACAAGUUCCACGACCAAUUUUGUACAUAGAGGUCUUUGCUCAUUUGCUGCCUUCUGGUUAUAUUCGAAUCUGUCAGGGUCUCA
Syzygium oleosum is the source of this 1363-nucleotide messenger RNA. RefSeq names its product thaumatin-like protein 1b. The transcript is spliced from 3 exons. The record is from RefSeq and is a predicted model, not a curated record. Gene Ontology annotation, cellular component: extracellular region. Bases 181 to 1119 code for a protein of 312 amino acids. Gene Ontology annotation, biological process: defense response. Lineage: Eukaryota; Viridiplantae; Streptophyta; Magnoliopsida; Myrtales; Myrtaceae.